Ictalurus furcatus (blue catfish) is the source of this 2628-nucleotide messenger RNA. RefSeq names its product NLR family CARD domain-containing protein 3-like. Bases 1 to 2628 code for a protein of 875 amino acids. Lineage: Eukaryota; Metazoa; Chordata; Actinopteri; Siluriformes; Ictaluridae. Gene Ontology annotation, molecular function: protein binding. The record is from RefSeq and is a predicted model, not a curated record. The transcript has 6 exons.
AUGAAGAAAAUCAGCCGGAUUCUCAGCCCAGAUUACACUGGACCUGUGGAAAGUUCAGAAGAAGAGGAGGACGGCAGUGACGCCAGAGAAGCAGCUCUAAAGACCGCCCUGCACAUUUUAAAAGACAUGAAAGCGCGAGACCUGAUUAAAAAGCUGACUAAAUUUGAACGCGUAUACACGCUUCAGAAAAAAAUCAAAUCCGACCUGAAGCGCAGGAGCGAGCAUGUGUUUGAAGGAAUCGCUAAGCAAGGAAACCCGGCCCUUCUGAAUAAGAUUUACACCGAGCUCUACAUCACAGAGGGUGGAUGUGGAGCCCUCAACCAUGAACAUGAAGUGAGACAGAUCGAGUCACUGAACAGAGUUCCAGUGGCGCAUGAGACGCCAAUCAAAUGCAACGAAAUCUUUAAACCGCUACCGGGCCAAAACAAACGCAUCAGGACCGUCCUGACCAACGGUGUAGCUGGCAUCGGAAAAACUGUCUCCGUCCAGAAGUUUAUCCUGGACUGGGCUGAAGGAAAAGCCAAUCAAGAUGUACAUUUCUUGUUUCCGUUGCCUUUUCGGGAGCUGAAUCUCAUGAGGGAAGAGCGACACACCAUGGAAGGACUUCUUCAGCUCUUUUUCAGAGAAAUGAAAGACUUCCCGCUCUCAGAACUCGAAAACUAUAAGGUGGUUUUCAUCUUUGAUGGUCUGGAUGAAUGUCGACUUCCUCUAGACUUCAAAAACUAUGAGAGAUGUUCGGAAAUAAUGAAACCAACAUCGCUGGAUGUUCUUCUAACAAACCUUAUAACAGGGAAUCUGCUUCCAUGCUCUCGGCUCUGGAUCACUUCCCGACCAGCAGCCGCUAACCGGUUACCCGCUAACUGCAUCGACCAAGUAACGGAGGUGAGGGGAUUCAAUGACCCCCAAAAAGAAGAGUACUUCUGCAAGAGAAUCAGAGACCAAAGUUUGGCCAACAAGAUAAUCCAUCAUGUGAAGUCCUCCAGAAGUCUUCAUAUCAUGUGCCAUAUUCCUGUCUUCUGCUGGAUCUCUGCCACGGUGCUUGAGAGGCGGUUGGGCGAAGUAGGGAAUCAUCUCAUGCCCAAAUCGCUGACUGAAAUGUACACCCAUUUUUUGAUCUUUCAGACAGUACAGAGAAAUGAAAAAUAUACCGAAGGGAAAGACAUGCAGCUUUGCUUUACCAAGGAAAACCUUCUUUCACUCGGAAAGCUAGCUUUCCAGCAACUCCAUAAAGGUGACUUGAUCUUCUAUGAAGAAGACUUGCAGGAAUGUGGCAUUGACGUCAAAGAGGCAUCCGUCUAUUCUGGAGUCUGCACGCAGAUCUUCAGAGAGGAGUUUGCGCUAUACCAGAGAAAGGUCUACAGCUUUGUGCAUUUGAGCUUCCAGGAAUAUCUUGCAGCUUUGUUUGUGCACCUAUGCUGGGCUGGCGCCACUGAAUUUAACCAGCUUCAAGAUCAUAACCUCCAGAAGCUUUGCCUUGAUUCAACACUUUUCGAUUUGCACAAAAGCGCGGUGGACUUGGCUUUGCGCUCAAGGAACGGCCACUUGGACCUCUUCCUCCGAUUCCUCCUCGGUCUGUCUCUGGAAUCCAAUCAUAACCUGCUGCAUGGUUUACUGCCGAAGAAAAUGCGCGCCGAUCGGACCUGCCAGGAAACCGUGACCUACAUAAAGCUCAAGCUUGGGGAGAACCUUAGGCCCGAGAGCGCUAUUAACCUGUUCCACUGUCUGCAAGAGCUUAACGAUCAUUCACUCGUACAGGAAAUUCAAACCUACCUAAACACGAAGUGUCUCUCGGCAGAAGUGCUCGCGCCAGCACAGUGGUCAGCUCUGGUCUUUGUGUUGCUGACCAGUGAGAAGAAGCUGGAGGUGUUUGACCUAAGGAAAUAUGUCAAGUCAAACGAAGGAUACAAACGGUUGAAACCCGUAGCCAAGGCAUCCAGGACUGUCAUAUUGUCUUCAUGCAACCUUACAAAGGACAUCUGUCACUCACUGGCCAGCAUUCUUCUUUCGAACUCUUGCGCUAUUACAGAGCUGGAUUUAAGUUACAAUUGCCUGCAGGACAAAGGAGUGGAACAACUGUGCCGUGGAUUGAAGAGUAAAGACUGUCGACUGGAGGUGCUGAAGCUCUCGUGUUGCGGAUUCACCGAGAGAGGAUUCUCAGCCCUGGCUUCGGCUCUGACGUUAAACCCCACAUGCCUGAGAGAGCUGGAUCUGAGUAAAAAUUUCCCUGGCAAGACAGCAAUGGAGCAGCUGUGUGCAGCUGUGAGACAGUCCACCUGCACUCUUCAAACGUUGUGCAUGGACCAAUGUGGCCUUGACUCAGAAAUAUGCACCGCCCUUGCCAAAACCCUUAGCCAGAGCUCGAGUCUGAGAGAGUUGAGCCUCAGCAAUAAUGAACUUGGAGAUGAGGGUGUAAGGAUGCUCUUCUCUGGGCUACAGAGUGGACGUUGCUCCCUGAAGAUCCUGAGACUGGCUAACUGUUCCCUGACGAACAGCAGCUGUGAGUUCUUGGCCCCUGCACUAAGCUCGAGCACCACAGGCCUGUCAGAGCUGGACCUGAGCGGCAACAGCUUCAGCGAAACCAGAGCCAGUUUCCUGUGCUCGAUAUCAAACAUAAAUCUUGCACUGUGA